This is a messenger RNA of [Torrubiella] hemipterigena, 327 nucleotides long. The record is from the annotation of a GenBank genome assembly. NCBI's taxonomy places the organism in Eukaryota, Fungi, Ascomycota, Sordariomycetes, Hypocreales, Clavicipitaceae.
AUGGACGAUAUGCACUUAUCGCAUGGACAGCGGCAGUUAUGUUGUCUUGCGCGCGCAUUACUACGCAAGAGCAAGCUUGUUUUGCUUGAUGAGCCCACUGUAAGUGUUGAUGUGGCUACGGAAGCCAAAAUGUCGGAAAUUAUCGAAAGUGAAUUCCAAGCUGCAACAAUUAUUAUGGUCACGCACCAAUUGUCGUCCAUUCACUCUUUUGAUAAGGUCAUGGUGUUGGAAGCAGGCGAGCUUGGGGAUUGUGCUGCUCCAGCGGCAUUGCUCGACGACAACUCCAGCAAACUUCAGCAGCUUUAUCGGAUUCAAGUGAAGAAUUAG